CUGAUGUCAGUGGCUUCGUCGUAUUUUGAAGCUAGCUCACUGUGAUUAGCCACGUCAUGUAAACUUAACAGUGGAGCAGUUGUGAUAUAAAGACAGGAAGCAGUCGCUGGUUUGGGAAGGACUUUAGGGAAUUGUUAAAGAGGAAAUUUUAUUUCAGGUCUCAAAGUUGGCAGUAAUCCUAUGGAAAGAUGUCAGAUAUCGGGGACUGGUUCAGAAGCAUCCCUUUCAUCACCCGGUACUGGUUCGCUGCCUCCAUUGCUGUUCCCCUUAUAGGCAAACUGGGAUUGGUUGAUUUCAGGAAUCUCUUGCUAUUUCCGGAGAUGGUCUUCAGCAGAUUUCAUAUCUGGAGACCGGUAACAGCCACUCUUUAUUUCCCUAUAACCCCUAAUACCGGCUUCCUCUACCUGGUCAACCUAUAUUUCCUCUACCAUUACUCCACUCGACUAGAGACAGGGUCAUUUGAUGGCAGGCCUGCAGACUAUAUCUUCAUGCUUCUCUUCAACUGGAUCUGCAUAGUUAUAACCGGGCUGCUGAUAAACAUGCAGCUGCUGAUGAUCCCCCUGAUUAUGUCUGUGUUGUACGUCUGGGCUCAGUUCAACAAAGACACGGUGGUGUCCUUCUGGUUUGGAACACAGUUUAAGGCUCAUUAUCUACCUUGGGUCAUUCUGGCUUUCAACUUUAUCAUCGGAGGAUCAUUUGUGAAUGAACUGACAGGAAACCUGGUGGGCCAUCUCUACUUCUUCCUCAUGUUCAAAUACCCCAUGGACCUGGGGGGACGCGCCUUCCUCUCCACGCCAGAGUUCUUGUACCGGUUCUUUCCUAACAGGAGGGGAGGGGUGUCCGGAUUUGGAGUCCCUCCGACCAGGAGACAAGCUCCCCAGGACAAUGCAGGGGGAUUCGGAGGACGUCACAACUGGGGGCAAGGUUUCCGACUUGGAGGCGAAUGAGAGAGAACUGCACUCUCUCAGCUGGCGGAAGAGCUGGGCAGCUGUUCUCAGAUUUAAACGCUUGUUUCAUUGAAUUUGUUCUUGUUGAAUCUUGAGACUUUAAAUUUAAUUCAUGGUUAACUUUAGAAGAUGCAACAGGAUCAAAUUUGAAAAAGCUCGCAUUUUACUGCCCUGCACAGCAGGACCUGGACUCUGGCUGUAGGCUCUGUUCACUAAGUAAAGUCAGCUCUACUUUUAUUACUGGAAAUGUUUCCAUGUUAGGAAGAUAGAAAAUUAAAUUGUUCUCUUUUUUUUUGUUUUUGUUAUUAUUCUUGACUGCCACCUCCAUUUUCUUCUUUCUUUCUCAUCUUCUUCUUACCAUCCCUCUUCCGCCUUUCUAACCCACACCCUGCCAUUGGACUGUCAAGAUGAGAGAUGUUGCAGCUGCACACCAGCACGCUGUGGAUUUCAACUCUUGUGUUCCUCCCCCUCCUCCUCUCACUCUCUGUGAUGCCAUAUCAGAUUACAUUGUAAUUACCAAUGCACUGGGAGCGUGCUCUCAGCAGUCCCCUCAGCAGAACAUGGGCAAAGCUAUUUAGAGAGCACUGUCUCCAGGUCUGAUUCUACAUGGGUGUGAAAUGUUUGUGUGCCUCUGUGGCACAGACUUGGAUCUUUUACUGAUUUCAUCUGAACAAAAAUGAGGUAAAGAUAGGAUCCUGCUCUUUUUUUGUAAAUAUAACAAUUGUUUAUUGAAAGGA
Molecule: messenger RNA, 1684 nt
Organism: Oreochromis niloticus (Nile tilapia)
Lineage: Eukaryota; Metazoa; Chordata; Actinopteri; Cichliformes; Cichlidae
Gene: derl1
Product: derlin 1
Exons: 8
Coding region: 189-947 (252 amino acids)
Source: RefSeq, a predicted model, not a curated record